Molecule: messenger RNA, 2262 nt
Organism: Belonocnema kinseyi
Lineage: Eukaryota; Metazoa; Arthropoda; Insecta; Hymenoptera; Cynipidae
Product: nose resistant to fluoxetine protein 6-like
Exons: 11
Coding region: 135-2150 (671 amino acids)
Molecular function (GO): acyltransferase activity, transferring groups other than amino-acyl groups
Source: RefSeq, a predicted model, not a curated record
CUAUCAGUUAAACUUUCUAUGACCAGUUCCCUCGCUUAUUCUACGCCUCAUUGAAAUCUCAAAACAUCUCAAGUAAUUUAUGUGAACUACUUAACAUAAAUAUUAAUUUUGUUUUAUUACAAAAUUCUAAAAAAAUGUACUUGAUGCAGAAAAUUUGGCUAGUAUUAGUACUUUUACGAUACUUUUUGACCGUGGCUGAAUGUCAAAAAUCUUUAGAGAAAACGGAAGAAAUUUUUAAGCGUCUGGGACCAAAAACUUUGUUGACAACAUUUACAAAGACUGAAAAGGUCUACAAAUAUGCCAAAGAAACGUGUCAAGGACAAUUACUGGUGUAUGCAAAUAGCAUUAGAAAAGGAGAAACAUGGGCUCUUAAAAUGCUGGAUUCUUCUUCAAAGAUCCCGUCUGGGAUUUUGACAGGCAAUAUUAUCGAUUUGGGAAUGUUUGACGAAUGCAUGUCAGUUCAGGCAACAAAAGGAAGUAUACAAAUUCAUGGCCGACACUGCAUGUAUUUAAUAACUUUUUUGUACCAGAACAGUUCAAUUCCUGUUCAACCAGCUAUAUCAAUUUGCGUUCCAUCAGCAUGUGCUGCAAAUGAUAUAGAAACAUUUCUUAAUAAAACGAUACGUGAUAUUAAGUUUAUAGACGAUUUGGGAAUUACUGAAGUAACUGCAACUUGCUCAAGUGUUGGUCCUCAAAUAUGGUCAACGGGAAGCAUCGUGUCAGUGACCAUAGUCUCUAUCUUUGUGAUUUUCUUAACAUUUUGCACGUUUCUGGAUAUACUCCAAAGAAGCAAAUCACUUCCACCUGCAGUUACGAGCAACAUGGCAGAAUUUUCAUUAUACAAAAAUGCACAAAAAAUCUUUAAUACAACUGUGAAUUCGAAUUCUUUGACUCCACUGUUUGGUAUUCGAUGUUUGAGUAUAUGUUGGAUUGUUCUCGGUCAUCAGUAUCUUACAAGCAUCAUGAGCGUUAACGUUAACAGCAUUGAUAUAGUUGAUUGGAUUACAUCCUGGAAGUCUUUGUACAUUUUUACGGCGCCUUUUGCUGUGGAUACGUUCUUUAUGCUCAGUGGACUCUUAGUGACCUAUAUGUUUCUAAAAGAAAUGUCUACAGGAAGGAAGUUUAACAUUUUUUCGUUCUAUUUUCACCGUUAUGUAAGAUUAACACCACCAAUUGCAGCACUCCUUAUCAUUUCAAUCUUUAUCAUUCCUUAUAUGGGAUCCGGACCAAGAUGGGAGGAAUUUAUAAGUCUCAAUUACUCCGAUAAGUGUAAAGAAAAAUGGUGGUCUUUUUUACUGUACACGAAUAAUUACAUUCAAAACGACAAUUCAUGCUUGGCUCAUUUAUGGUACCUCGCCAUUGACAUGCAGUUUUUCCUGAUAUCGCCACUUAUAUUGUACCCUCUAAGCAAGAAACCAAAACUGGGAUUGGCAAUUUGGAGUUUAUUGUUCGUCUCUCAAAUCGCAACACCUGCUGCACUUAUAGCAAUAAACAAGUAUACGUCUAUGGUGUUCGAACUAGGCGAGAACAUGGAGAAAACGAUGUCCAUGUUUCAAAACUUAUACAUCAUGGCUUACGCAAGAGGUGGUAGUUGGCUCGUUGGUGUCAUGUUCGGAUAUAUUAUAGUUACAAAACGUUCAGAGUUCGACAAGAAAACUAUUUAUAUUGGAUGGAUUUGUUCUCUCGCUUCUUUGACGUUUUGCACAUUUGGGGUAAGGACUUUCCAGCAGAAGGAUUACGUUUACAACACCAUUUGGGAAGCAGUUUUUGGAUCCCUCUCUCGACCGCUAUGGGCCGCAAGUGUAGGUUGGAUCAUUUUAGCUUGCGUUUUCGGUUAUGGUGGUCCCGUAAACACAUUUUUGUCGCAUCCGAUCUUCAUUCCACUAAGCAGAGUUUCCUAUUGUGUCUACUUGCUCCAUUUCGUGAUUCAGUCAAUGAAAGUAUUUGCAAUAAGGACACCAUAUUAUUUCAGUGACUUUCGGGUGUUUAACCUCUUCUUGGAUAGUCUGACUGUUUCCAUUGUGAUAGCCUUCUUCUGGAGUUUAGUUUUUGAAGCUCCAUUUUUGACAUUAGAAAAAAUUAUUUUUAGAAGACAAAAAGUGAGCGACGGACAAUCAAGGGAGUUACUUCAAGAAGCAGAUGAGGAGUAAUAAGUAUAGUGUAGCGAAAGUAGUCCUAGAUAUUUAUAAAAAUUGACUUGUUUUUUCUUUUUUAUCAAAGCUAUUGAAGUCAAUGAUGCACACACACACACACACACACACA